AUGCUGUUGCGCAGAAAAAAUUUGUUGCGAUUGUGUGUGGUGGCGUUGGUGGUUUUUUUGGUGACGAUGCAGUUGAUUGCACGAUUUUGGAAUCAGAGUGCGGUCAAACGCGGGGGUGUGCAGGUGAUAGCAGUCGAUGAUCUGGUGGUACCACCAGUCAAUGAUGUGGUACCACCAGUCAAUGAUAACAAAGGCUCUAGUCAUCGUGAUUAUGAUGAGAAUAACAAUGAUAACUAUACUGAUAAUGGUGACGGCACUAGAAAGCCGAAAAUAAUCCUCCAAUGGACGCGUGUAUUCCGUCUACCCAUGCCACUGGCAUCAAUGGACGAAUGCUCGUUUACACCCGAAGUAUGUUUCUGA
This is a messenger RNA of Anisakis simplex (herring worm), 360 nucleotides long. The record is from the annotation of a GenBank genome assembly. Lineage: Eukaryota; Metazoa; Nematoda; Chromadorea; Rhabditida; Anisakidae.